AUGGCGUCGCGGCUCUCCUGGCACUCUUCUCGGUCCAGAUUCGCUCUUUUGUCUACAAUCGCAGUGGCCGGGGUGGGGACUUACUUUGGCUCUCGGUCUUUUCUGCUGCCGAUGGGACAUGCAGAGUCCACUGAGCCUAUGAAGGUCUUCGGCAGCUUUGGCUUGAAAACGUUACGCCUACAAGAUAUUCAGAAGGUGAACCACAACACGAAGCGAUUUAAAUUUGAAUUCCCAGACAAAGAUGCCUCGAGCGGACUCAGUUUGACGUCCGCGUUGCUCACCUAUUCCUGGCCAGCCGGCCAAUGGUUCCCUGUGCUGCGACCCUACACUCCGAUCAGCAAUCUGGACCAGCCUGGAUCGAUCGAACUCAUGGUUAAGCAGUACCCCAAUGGCAAAGCCAGCAGCCAUCUCCAUUCACUUAAACCAGGCGAUACGCUCACAUUCGUUACGGCCCUCAAGGGAUACCCAUGGACAGCAAACAAGUUCUCCCACGUGUAUCUCAUUGCCGGAGGUGCGGGGAUUACCCCGAUUUACCAAUUGAUCCGGGGUGUUUUGAGCAAUCCUCACGAUGAAACCAAGAUUAGCCUGGUAUUUGGUGUCAAUAGCGAGCAAGACCUGCUAUUUCAAGAUGAGCUUGAGGAAUAUAAGAGCCGAUUCCCUGAUCGCUUCAACUAUAUCUAUACCGUCAGUCACCCGAAACAGGAAGGUUCUUCUUUCCGCAAGGGCUAUGUGACAGAAGAGCUACUGCGAGACAUCAUUUCUAGGGACUCAGAUCAGGAUACUAAAGUUUUUGUUUGCGGUCCGCCGAGGAUGGAGGAUUCGUUGGUGGGAUCAAGAAAUGGCCAGGGUAUUCUUGGGCGUUUAGGUUUCUCGAAAGAUCAAAUACACAGAUUUUAG
Molecule: messenger RNA, 897 nt
Organism: Penicillium macrosclerotiorum
Lineage: Eukaryota; Fungi; Ascomycota; Eurotiomycetes; Eurotiales; Aspergillaceae
Product: cytochrome b5 reductase family protein
Exons: 3
Coding region: 1-897 (298 amino acids)
Biological process (GO): ergosterol biosynthetic process
Molecular function (GO): cytochrome-b5 reductase activity, acting on NAD(P)H
Source: RefSeq, a predicted model, not a curated record